This is a messenger RNA of Blepharisma stoltei, 327 nucleotides long. NCBI's taxonomy places the organism in Eukaryota, Ciliophora, Heterotrichea, Heterotrichida, Blepharismidae. The record is from the annotation of a GenBank genome assembly.
AUGAUCGAUUUCGUAAUCAGAUUUGGCCCUUGGAUUGCCUUCAUUUUGGUGAUGAUCUGGAUUGUUUCGACAAAUUUAUAUCCUCGAUAUCAAAACUACAGAAGAAAUCAGCAACUGCUUGAUGAAAUUGAUGACAAAUAUGAAAAUUUGAGGAAGAUGAGAGCUGAUCUUAUAUACCACAUAGAUUGGGCAAUUGAUAGAGGAGAAACCAGGCAGGCUAGAGAGCUAGAAACUGAACUUGAAAGAAUUGAUAAAGAACUUGAAGAACUAAGAGAUAGAUAUCAUGCAAUAGAAAAAGGCAAAGGGAGUUCCAACAAGAUCAUAUAA